This is a messenger RNA of Kazachstania africana CBS 2517, 2673 nucleotides long. RefSeq names its product trehalose-phosphatase TPS2 (gene TPS2). The record is from RefSeq and is a predicted model, not a curated record. The transcript has a single exon. The coding region runs from base 1 to 2673 and encodes 890 amino acids. Gene Ontology annotation, biological process: fungal-type cell wall organization; trehalose biosynthetic process; cellular response to heat. Gene Ontology annotation, molecular function: catalytic activity. Gene Ontology annotation, cellular component: cytosol; alpha,alpha-trehalose-phosphate synthase complex (UDP-forming). Lineage: Eukaryota; Fungi; Ascomycota; Saccharomycetes; Saccharomycetales; Saccharomycetaceae.
AUGACUAAUCAUAAGAAACAAAGAGUUAUCAACUGUAUAACUCAAUUACCUUACAAGAUCCAAUUGGAUGAAGAUAACAAUUCAUGGAAUGUAACUCCAUUGACAGGUAACAGUGCCCUUUAUUCAUCACUAGACUAUUUACAAGAUGAAUCAAAAGACUAUGAACAGAUCGUUGUCGGUUGGACUGGUGAAAUCUCAAGAAAAGUAAACAAUAACAACAUCAAUACUAGCACUAGUUCAACUAAUAGUAAUACAAAUGAUGAGGAUAUUGAAGAUCCUUUAUAUUUAACUAAAGAUCAAAUGACGAAUUUAACUGAUAAAUUGAAUAACGAAGAAAAUAGAAAAAAUUAUAAUCCAAUUUGGUUACUAAGAAGAAAUCAAUCAAGAUGGAGAAAUUAUGCUGAAAAUGUCAUAUGGCCAACUUUCCAUUAUAUCUUAAAUCCAACUGGUACUGAAUCGAUUAUAUCAGGUGAUGAUAAUUCAAUUGGUAAUGAGAAUGAUUGGUGGUAUGAUUACGUUAGAUUCAAUGAAGCUUAUGCGAUGAAAGUCGGGGAACUGUAUCAAAAAGGUGACGUCAUUUGGAUUCAUGAUUAUUAUCUAUUACUAUUGCCACAAUUAAUUAGAAUGAAAUUCCCAAAUGAUAAUGUUACAAUAGGUUAUUUCAAUCACGUGCCAUGGCCAUCUUAUGAAUAUUUCCGUUGUUUAUCGAAGAGAAAACAAAUCCUAGAUGGUGUUGUUGGUGCAAAUAAAAUUUGCUUCCAAAAUGAACAAUUUAGUCGUCAUUUCGUUUCAAGUUGUAAAAGAUUAUUAGAUUCAACUGCCAAAAAAUCAAAAAAUUCGUUAGGUAUUGAUCAAUAUCAAAUUAGUGCUUAUGGUGGUGAUGUCUUAGUAGAUUCUUUGCCAAUCGGUGUCAAUACUAAACUCUUGUUACAAGAUGCAUUCACUCAAGAUAUAGAUUCCAAAGUUCUGGCAAUCAAGGAAGCCUAUCAAAAUAAGAAAAUUAUAAUCGGCAGAGAUCGUCUAGAUUCUGUUCGCGGUGUUGUACAAAAAUUAAGAGCUUUUGAAACUUUCUUGGCAAUGUAUCCGGAAUGGAGAGAUCAAGUAGUAUUAAUUCAAGUUAGUUCCCCAACUUUAAAAAGAAACUCCCCUGAAACCAUCAAAUUGGAGCAACAAGUUAAUGAGUUGGUUAAUUCCAUAAAUUCAGAAUAUGGUAGUCUCAAUUUCUCUCCAGUACAACAUUAUUAUAUGAGAAUCCCAAAGGACGUUUACAUGUCAUUAUUAAGAGUCGCUGAUUUAUGUUUGAUUACUAGUGUUAGAGACGGUAUGAAUACCACGGCAUUGGAAUAUAUUACUAUCAAAUCAAAUAUAUCAAAUUUCUUAUGUUACGGCAAUCCAUUAAUACUAAGUGAAUUUUCAGGUUCCAGCACUCUAUUGAAAGAUGCGAUUGUAGUCAACCCAUGGGAUUCUGUCGCGGUAGCAAAAUCAAUUAAUAUGGCUCUCAAAUUAAACAAAGAUGAAAUGGGUUCCUUAGAGGCAAAAUUAUGGGAUAAAGUCCCCACAACACAAUCAUGGACUGAAAAUUUCUUAACCUCAUUGAACGCUUCUUCAAAUUUAGCAAAUCAAAAAGAUAGAAAAAUAACGCCUGCUUUAAAUAGACCAGUUCUAUUGAAAAACUACAAAAAGGCUGAACGUCGUCUUUUCCUUUUUGAUUAUGAUGGUACUUUGACUCCAAUCGUUCAAGACCCUGCAGCAGCAAUUCCAACAGCUAGAUUGUAUUCUAUCCUUCAUAAAUUAUCUCAAGAUCCAAAGAAUCAAAUUUGGAUUAUCUCUGGACGUGAUCAGCAAUUUUUAAAUAAGUGGCUUGGUUCUAAAAAUACUGAAUUAGGUUUAAGUGCGGAACAUGGUUGUUUCGUCAAAGAUAUUCGUAGUCCGGAUUGGAUCAACUUGACCGAAAAAACUGAUAUGUCAUGGCAAGAACGUGUUAGUAAAGUCAUGGAGGACUUCACUAAUAAGACACCGGGUUCUUUCAUUGAAAAGAAGAAAGUCGCUUUGACUUGGCAUUACAGACGUAGUGUCCCAGAACUUGGUGAAUAUAGUGCAGAAAAUUUGAAAACUGAGUUGAUAAAAUUUGCAGACGAUUACGGUUUAGAAGUUAUGGAAGGUAAAGCAAAUAUUGAAGUGAGACCAAGAUUUGUUAAUAAAGGUGAAAUUGUUAAAAGAUUAGUUUGGCAUGAAAAUGGUACUGAUCAAGAUUUAUUGAAACCAAUUGAUGAAAAUAUUACGAGAGAUAAGAUGCCAGAUUUUAUUUUAUGUCUAGGUGAUGAUUCUACGGAUGAAGAUAUGUUCAGAGAAUUAAACGUCAUAGAGGAUAAAUGGCAUGAUAAAUUUAAAGAUCAAAAAAAUGAAUGGGGGCAUUUCGGUUUUUACCCUGUAAAAGUAGCUUCUGCAUCAAAGCAAACUGUCGCUAAAGCACAUUUGACCGACCCUCAACAAGUUUUAGAUACCCUAGGUUUACUUGUUGGUGAUGUGUCCCUAUUCCAAAGUGCUGGUACCGUAGAGCUGGACGCAAGAGGUCACGUUAAAGAUAGUGAGAGUAGUUUGAAGUCAAAAUUAGCUACCGAAGCUUAUGCCAUGAAAAGAUCCUCCUCAAAUAAUGUUAACAAUAAAGCAUAG